Molecule: messenger RNA, 5574 nt
Organism: Motacilla alba alba
Lineage: Eukaryota; Metazoa; Chordata; Aves; Passeriformes; Motacillidae
Gene: FAM78A
Product: family with sequence similarity 78 member A
Exons: 2
Coding region: 891-1682 (263 amino acids)
Source: RefSeq, a predicted model, not a curated record
GAGGAAGGGGAGCGGCGGGGCCGGCGCCCCCGGGCCGGUGCGUGGCGGGGGAUGUCACGGGCGGCGGAUCCGUGAGCGGGCGCGGAGCGGCGCGGCCCCGGCGGGCGCGGGGGAGGCUCCAUCGCCGCCUGCCCCGCUGCGCUCCCGGAGCCGCCGGCCCCACCGGCACCGCGGCCGCUUCCCUCUGCGGCCGCCUAUUUCUAAGGGGAAGGAAAAAAAAAAAAAAUUAAUCCCCAAAGCCCAGACAUCGCUGGCGGAGGAGCCUCCAGAAUCGGAGAUUUGGCGACUUUUUUGCAUUUUCCAGCCGUCGUUUCUUUCUGUUAUUAUUGUAAUUUUGUGCGAAAGGAAGUUAUGAACAACUGCAAGUCAGGAAGUGGAAAUCCACACCGGUUGUGACAAGCUGGGGCUAAAAACUAUUUCAUUAUUUAUAUAGAUGUGUCUAUCAACAUUCUGCUUUUCAUCCAAAGAAUAAAGGGAAAUACCGGCUAGUCCAAUGUUUGAUGGUGAAUGACAGACUGCAUCUGAGCAAAGGAAGGACUAAAUAUAUCAGCUAAGAACACCACCUUUAUUUAUUGAACUCAAGAGACUUUUUUUAACCCAAAGACUGUGUGAGCAAGAGAUUUAAUGGGUCAUUAAAAGGGGAAAAAAUUUUUAAAGGCCCUUUUGCUUCUGAAGCGCAGCUAACCUCAAAAAUAGAAGCAGUACUUGUAAGACAGAUAUUCGAAUUAAGGCUUUACAUGAUGAAUUUUCUAUCCUAUGGAUAUCAGUUUUGAAAUUACAAACCAAGAAGAUCUGUAAUUGAUCUAGCACCAGAUAAUUUCAAUGCCUAAUAUUCCCCAGGAUUGCUGGAGUACCCUAGGAGCUGCGUCAGACUGUACUCGGGGUAUGCCAUGGGCUGUAUUCAGAGUAUUAGCUGCAAAUCCAAAGUUUUCCGGGAAAGCAUUUCAGUGAUUGAAGUCAAAGCCUCCAUUGAUCCCAUUCCCACCAGCAUUGACGAGUCCUCCAGCGUGGUGCUGCGCUACCGGACCCCUCACUUCCGAGCCUCCGCGCAAGUGUUGGUGCCCCCUCUUCCCAAGAAGGAGACCUGGAUCGUGGGCUGGAUCCAGGCUUGCAGCCACAUGGAAUUUUACAAUCACUACGGGGACCAGGGAAUGUCAAGUUGGGAGCUUCCAGAUCUACUGGACGGCAAAAUCCAGGCCAUCAGUGACUCAGAUGGAGUGAACUAUCCCUGGUAUGGGAACACCACAGAAACCUGCACCAUCGUGGGUCCCACCAAGAAGGAGUCCAAGUUCAACAUCAGCAUGAACGACAACUUCUACCCGAGCGUGACGUGGGCGGUGCCCGUCAGCGACAGCAACGUGGCCAAGCUCACGAGCAUCCACCGGGAUCAGAGCUUCACCACCUGGCUGGUGGCAACCAACACGGCCACCAACGAGAUGGUGACCUUGCAGACUAUCAAAUGGCGCAUGAGGCUGGGCAUCGAGGUGAACCCCAGCAGGCCCCUGGGGCAGCGUGCCAAGCUGCAGGAGCCCUCUGCUCAAGAGCAGCCCCAGGUCCUCAGCAAGAAUGAGCCAAUACCACCCAGUGCCCUUGUCAAACCCAAUGCCAAUGAUGCUCAGGUACUCAUGUGGAGGCCAAAGGAUGGACCACCACUCGUGGUGAUACCCCCGAAACAUCGAUAAUGCACGCCUGGCGUCCCGGCACCGAAAGGGAGAAAACGAAACCCGAAGCAAAACAAUCACUUAGGUAUUAGGAUACACACGUAUAAUCUGAGCAGAAUCAAAAUGCACUUUUUAUUCAUUCAACAAAUGCAACCAUUCUACCUUCUCCCAUUGGGACGGAUUUCACUGUGCUAAAGCUAAAGAGGAGACCUUGGACUGGGUCUGUCUCGUCACUGGAUUCCUAAGGGAAGAAACUAACACUGAUGUCUACCCUAUAGCUUUUUUUUUUUCUUCCCUACUUUAGUUCCUGUUUGAACUUCAGUCUCACUAGCUUGUCCAGAACUGGCCAGAACAAUAAGAACAUUUUAUUUGGGAUUUUAAGAAUUUUUUUUUUUCUUUUUGGUUGAGAAUGAAACAAAUUCCUGGAGCAAAAAGUUGACUAUUUAAGAUAAGGUAUUUUUUUUUUAAGCUGUAAGAUUCUGAGUUGCAAAUCCAAGUCAUGCGGCCUUAUGUAGACUUUGCUUUGCAUUGCCAAACUUUUGCCUUAAAGCUAUGUUUGAAAAAAAAAAAAACAAACAAAACAAAACCAACAAAACCACCACCAGGCAGAAUGUCCUUUCUACAGAAUUCUGGAGAAAAAGUUUUGGAACAAGGAAUAGAUUGUCAGCGUGGCAUGGGCUGAUGGAUAAAAAGGGCAUGAAAUUGGAAGAAGCAAGAAAAUCUUCUUCUUUUUAAAACCUGGAACAAGGAAGCACGGAAAUAAUCUCAGUUUCAAAGCAAUGCAAAUAACAACCCUGCUGUCGGAUGGCUCUCGAGGGGGAGCUCCCAGGCCACCUCCCUGCUUUGCAGGAGGGCUUGGAAGCUCCUGGUGCUGCUCACCCGUGGUGAUCUCAGCCUCCCGUUAGCAGUUCGACAGGGAAUAACCUCACAGCUGGAAUUGUGGCCUGGGAGUCAACACCAGUCAAGGGGGGGAUGUCCCACUGGGUUUGUCUUUAGGACACACAGAUGUUUUCCCAGCUAGCCCACAGCCUCACCUUCUCGUGGAUAAGAGCCAAGGGUUGGUGUGCCUGCUGCUGUCGGGUGAAGCUCUGCAGCCCCAUUUGCUGUGAAAUCCCGAUGACGGGGCUGUACAAAGAGCAGGGUGCCAAAAGGAUCUUCUGAAGUCACUGCAGACACACAGGUGUCAGUGAGGGCAGAUCUCACCCACCCAGCCUACCCAGCAAGAUCUGUAGUUCAGGAGCAGCCACGUCUGCAAAUAACAGGGACCCACUCCCAGCAAACACAGCAACAGCUGAGGGAAACCCUUCCUUCUGUGGUGACAAAUCCCACUGGGAUUCAUAGAUCAUUUUCUUCCCAAUGGCCUCAUGAUCUACCUGACUGUCAGGAACGAGGUGCAGGCAGGGCCACGACACUGUCCCUGUCUGUCACGGCACAAACAUCCGCUGUAGCAAAGGGUAACGCAGAAGAAGGUGCAGGCAGGGCAACACCUGAGCCCUGGGUGUGGAUCCUCAGUGAGGAAGGAGCAUUUGGAGGAGGAGGUGAAACCUGUAGCUUUUAAUAAGGACCAGAUGGCUGCUGAGAUAACCAGAUGCUGCUCUGCAGAGGAGGAUGAGGCAGAAGAGCCUUUUGAAUGGGAGGGACGGUUUGAAGGCAGAGGAAGUUCUGUGGUAGGGGUGGCAUCUGGAGGCUAGGGCACAGGAUGGGGAAUGCAGGCUCUGCCCUGCUCCAGCACAUGGCCCGAGGCAGAUUACUUCCCUCUGCAGCUCCUUCCCCCAGAAAAUAUUUCUUCCUCCUAUCAACAACUUGCCUCAAGAGCUGGGACUAAGGAGAGUUCUGCAUGCCAGGUACAAGCCUGGCCCUGCUGAGCUGGUCUGAACAGGUCUCACAACCCCACACACGCUGCUCAAAAGGCUCUCCCCUCGGAGAGGCACCAAUUAGCUGCUAUUCCUAUCCCCAUCUUCCACACGGGACGAUACCAGCAAGAAAUUCUCCUUCCUCACUUCUCCACAGCCACACCACCUCCUCUGGCAACAGGUUCAGCACCACCCCCUGCCUGGGGAAUGCACACCCAGAGGUUGUGUCCCCCACCAAGACAGCCUCAAACCAGCAAACGAGGAUCCUGGGGCUCUGCAGCCAUUCCCCUGCCUCCAGGGGAGCCCACUCUCCUCACCCACUGGCUUUCAGAGAUGCUCAGCCACGGAGCUGCUCCUUUCCAUGGGCAGAGCUCCGAGGGGGGAAGUCUGGCUUGCAAACCACUGGGCUGGAUCAAACCCAAAUCCACAAGCCAAAGGGUGCCCAAAUCUCGGCUUUGGGACUAUAAAGGAUGAAGCUAGGGAGACUUGGACUUGCACAGUCACUCUCUGUAUUAAACUCCAUUUUCUUACCUGGAUUCAGAUCCAACUAUAGCUCCACUGGCACAGCCCUUUGGGACUUGUCUGUAUUUUCUCCGAGGCAAUACACGCAGAAGAGGACAAACUGUGAGCUGUGGGUGAAUAGCUGAUCGUGCUCUCAUGCAUCUUGGCUGCUGCUGAGUCCCAUGGGUGGGAGCAGAAGGGGGAUUUGUGUCUGGUAUUCACUUUGUCUCCGGGUGCUGAGUACUUACAGUUCUCACUGAUGUCAGCCUGGGUCGAAGGAAUCGGACCCAGUUGUCUUAAUUAGCUGCACAAAGAAAUUCCAAGGAAAGAUUUCUUCUCAGUCACCAAAAACCACAUUCAGGGAACACCAACGUCCUUUUCCACUUAGCUUUGUGUUGGACUUAGUCUCCCAGUGCAUUAAGCAAAUCUGGUUCCUCUAUUCCCUCUACCUGGUGGACUGGAUACAUCCAUGCAAUUUGACAGUAACCUCCUGGCUAAGUUGUCCUGUUGCACUGAACGGACCCAGCUAAGCAGUAAAUACAAAAUUCAAAUUUCACGUUGGGGUCAGCUUUGCAUGGAAUUCUCCCUUCCCAAAGAAUGCCUUUAUCCCGUGCCUAGGUCGAAACGUGCCCCUUCAACUCAUCUGCAUCACCAGACACGGCAGAGAGAGUGAUGCUGCCUCUUUGGAGAUUUCAUGCAUUGUGAUUAAAAGUGAUGUUUUUCCAAUGCUGCUUCAUUACAGAACUGAUGGGGACAGAUUGUCUAUAACAGGAAGGAUGGCUGGAAGUAACGGGGGCUCUGAGACACCGCUGUUGCUAAGGCUGGUUAAUGGCCACGUGGUGAGAACAGGGAUUGAUUGACAGGGUUCCAGUGGGGACUUAAACGUCUGGGGACCCAGGGCAGAGUGGCAAAUGAGCAGAGGUGAAUCAAGCUCCUUCUCUGGCAGCUUUUUGCAGAACCAGGAACACACAAAGGAUACACUGGGAAGGUGUUGGGGCACUGACACGGCACGCACGGAUGAACGUGAGCGUGUCUGUGCCUCGCCCUUCCCAUCAGUGAUGCUCUCAGCUCUUUAUAGACCCAAACCCCCACAGGGGCUCAGAGUGCAGCCUGGCCAUCCUGUCACAGCCCCAUCGUGGUCCAGGGUGGGCAGAGCCCUGGCCCAGACCCUCACCUGCACCCAGGGGCUGCUGAGCACGGCCAAGGCGCCGAGCGGGUCGCGCACCUCAUGGUUCUCCAUCCCUACCCUUGACACUGGGAUGAGCGUGGGAGGAGAGGGGCAGCCCCUCGGGGAGUCAGCACAGACCCUCAGCAGCCUUGGGGAGGGGUAGAGACCUGUCGAGCCGGUGCCAGGCUGGGUCCAGCCGGGGGGAAGGCGAGGCACCGCCGUCCCUCCUGCCCUGGCUCCCGGCGCAGCAAUAAGAAUCGUCCUUGGUCUUGCAGAGAUACUGUGAAAACAAAACCAAGAUGUACUGAGUCUGGACACUUACAGAGAUGUAAAAUACGAAACCCUGCUUUUAUAACAGACAGAGAAAUAAAGUGAAAUUUUCAAACGCGUC